Molecule: messenger RNA, 4127 nt
Organism: Pangasianodon hypophthalmus (striped catfish)
Lineage: Eukaryota; Metazoa; Chordata; Actinopteri; Siluriformes; Pangasiidae
Gene: mctp2b
Product: multiple C2 domains, transmembrane 2b
Exons: 21
Coding region: 815-2914 (699 amino acids)
Biological process (GO): regulation of neurotransmitter secretion
Cellular component (GO): synaptic vesicle membrane
Molecular function (GO): calcium ion binding
Source: RefSeq, a predicted model, not a curated record
UGGACAUUAAGACUACAGCAUAAAGUCACCUUGAUCUUGGAAUGAAUUUCUGGCUGCCUCACAUGAACUGAUUCAAUGCUGAGCACCAGAGCAUUCAGUUCCCGUGGCUGGCAAUGAACCUUUUCCCUGACUCCAUGAAGUACACAAAAUGUUCACACCAUGACUUUACAGCUGCAUGGAUUAAUGGACGUAAGCAGUUAUAAGAUAUGCCAUUAUAAUAUUCAGUACACAGAAUAUUAUUAUAUGGGCUGGUUCAAAAUACCUCUUAUUAAUAAGGAUAAACAGAUUAGUAAAAUUUCACAUCUGGAUUAUUAAAGUCUUAAAGACUCCCCCAUAUGGAAGGCAGGAUAAUUUCACGUAAUGGAGGCGAAGGCGGCUGCAAGUGCAGAUUGUAGUUUAAUAUAGAAACAAACAACAUAACUAAUGAACUUAGAAACAUAAAACAUAAACUAGGAUAUCAAGACAGGAACAAAACACGAGCAGCAAACAGCAACAAAAGACAGAAGCUAGACAAUGAGUGCAGCGCAAGACAAGACUUAAAUAGUAGUGCUCAUUAGACUCGAAACGUGAAACAGGUGCAAGCAGUCAUGUGAUAUGGUAGUGAUGUGCAGUGGUGGAUGGGAAACGUAGUUCAGUGUCAAUUCCUGCAUAACCCUGACAACUAAAUACAGCUGCUUUCUAAGGUUCCUUAUUUUCACCAAAUUUAACAGCAGUAUUGCUUGUGUGAUUCUCAGAUGAGGCAGUUCCUAAUUCCUGUUCACUAUACAAGUCAUACGAAAGGCUAACAGCUGAUCAGCAAAGACUGGUGCUGGACAUGGCCGGAGAGAGCGGGAGUGUCUGUGAGAAUCAUAAGGAUCCUCAGAAAUCCUACCUGCUCUCCAUUAACCUGAAAGAGGGCCGAGGCCUCGUCAUCAGAGACCGCUGUGGUACAAGUGACCCGUACGUGAAAUUCAAGCUCGAGGGAAAGACAUUGUACAAAAGCAAAGUGAUGUAUAAAAAUCUCAAUCCAACCUGGAAUGAGUUUUUCUCCUUCCCCAUCCGUGACCUACAAAAGAAACUGCACAUCAAGGUCUAUGAUCGAGAUCUGACCACAGAUGACUUCAUGGGCUCCAGCAGCGUGCUCCUGUGUGAACUGGAACUUGAGAAGACGAUAGAAAUGGUGCUACCUCUCGCUGACCCCAACAGUCUGGAAGAUGACAUGGGUGUGAUUAUCAUUGAUAUUAAUCUGUCAGUCAGAGACGGAGAAAACAAACGCAAUAAGUGGGUUCAGAAGAGGAAACGAAGUCUGAAGUCGAGCUCGUCCCCGCAGACCCGACGUCUCGCUGAAUCUCUGAAGAAGAGCCAGCUGUGGUCUGGAGUCCUGAGCAUCACGCUGGUGGAGGGACGCAAUCUACCUGACGAUGGACCUGGAGACGUGUUUGUUCGUUUCAAACUCGGAGAGCAGAAAUACAAGAGCAAGAGUCAGUGUAAAAAGGCCAACCCUCAGUGGAGAGAGAGGUUCGACUUCAACCAGUUCAUUGAUGGGCCAAACUUUUUGGAGAUAAGCGUCUGGGCCAAAGAGGGCCGGAGAUACGAGGAAUGUUAUGGACAGUGUGAAGUUGACGUGUCUGGGUUGAAAGUGAACAAAUGCCAGUUGUUCACGUGUAGCUUGGACCAGAGUCGAGGCAAAGUGGUUUUCCUCGUCACUCUGACAAGGUGCAGCGGCGUGUCCAUUACUGACCUGUGUACACCCCUACUGGACGAGCCACAUGAGAGAGAAAACAUGAUAAACAAAUAUAGCUUCAGGAACUCCUUGAAGAAUUUAAAGGACAUCGGCUUCCUUCAGGUCAAAGUGCUCAAGGCUUCAGACCUCAUGGCUGCAGAUUUAAAUGGGAAGAGUGAUCCGUUCUGUGUGUUGGAGUUGGGAAAUGACAGACUGCAGACUCAUACAGUCUACAAAACUCUUCACCCUGAAUGGAAUAAAGUCUUUACAUUUCCAGUCAAAGACAUCCAUGAUGUUUUGGAAGUUACAGUGUUUGACGAGGAUGGAGACAAGGCCCCGGAUUUCCUGGGGAAAGUGGCCAUUCCUUUACUCUCAAUACGUAACAAUCAGCUGAUUUCUUGCCCGUUGAAGAAGGAGGACUUAGGAGGAUUAUCCAAAGGAGCCAUUUUGUUAGAGCUUGAGGUCAUCUUUAAUCCAAUCAAAGCAAGCGUCAGGACCUUCAACCCAAAGGAGAGGAAGUUCCUUGAAGACAAUCCUAAGUUUUCCAAAAAGGUCCUGGCAAGAAAUGUUCUCCGUGUGAGGAACAUCUAUAGAAUGUUGAGCCAAAUCUUGCACUAUAUCAAGAGCUGUUUCCAGUGGGAGAGUGUCCAGCGGAGUAUCUUUGCAUUUGUGAUCUUUAUGCUCACUGUGUGGUACUGGGAGUUCUACAUGCUGCCUCUGUUCCUGGUCAUACUGCUCAUAUGGAACUAUGCUCAGGUCGCUUCUGAGUGGGGCAGCCAGGAAAUGGACAGUACAGACAGUGAUGAUGAGGAUGAAGACGAGAGGGAAUCUGAGAGAAGAGGUUUGAUAGACAAGAUCCACAUGGUCCAGGAUAUCGUUGUCACUGUCCAGAACUUGUUGGAGGAAAUUGCAUGCUUUGUUGAGAGAAUAAAAAACACCUUUAACUGGUCAGUGCCAUUCUUAUCGAAUCUGGCCUUCAUGGUUCUCAUCACUGUCACAGUGAUCACGUACUUCAUCCCACUGCGCUACAUUAUUCUGAUUUGGGGUGUAAAUAAAUUCACGAAGAAACUACGGAAUCCAUAUGCUAUUGAUAACAAUGAAGUGAUGGAUUUCCUCUCCAGGGUGCCUUCAGAUGUCCAAAAGGAACAGUAUUUGGAGCCAAAACCUGUCCACAGUCACAGUUCUUACAGAAGAAAGAGAGCUGUCCAGUAGAUCCAGAUCUGUGCUCAUCUUCAGAGACUCAGUUAGUAUCAGUGACACUACAUAUCCACUCAAUUCUCCCUACUUAUUUAAUUUUAGAAUUUUAUAAAUCCCAGAGUGUUUUAUUUUAAAACAGUUUCAAUUAUUUGUUUCUUUUAAAAUCACUUAAUUAUUUUAAAUUGUUUAUUAUUGUACGUGCUGUGCAACGUUUUAAGUGAAUUAAAAUCAAACUUACCCCUACUGGGGCGGUUACUAGUGGGCUAGUACCAAAGAAACUAAUGCUACGAAGGAUUUUUAAUAAUCUUAGCGGACUUGGCUUGUGGUUUUUUUUUUAUUUAUAUCACAGUGUAUUGUAUAUGCAGUGGAUACUCCACAGGAAACACUGAUCUAAGUUUGCUUAAUGGGGAGGGGAGAACCACACAGAAUACUGCUCUCAGAUGCUAUGGGCUACGUCCUAAACUGCGUAGUCUUUAGCAUAUACUGAUGUAGCCACAGUUUCAUUGUACAUUGAUAUUUAAAUACUCAAACUCCAAGUUCCUAAUUCCUGAGUUAUAAGAGAGUGCAAUAUACUGUAAUACCUGGUGUCUGUUGGGCCAGGAUGCUUUUUGUGGUGUAGCAGUACAUGUGUAUAAAGUUUGUGGAUUUCACAGUAAGCCUUAGUGGUGGUGUUUUAAACUAUUCAUCAAUUAUAGCUUAAUGUUACUUAUAAGAGAUUUACACUUCAAAUGUUGAUAUAUUUUUGUACUUUUAAGCCUUUUAUAAUGAUCAUAUGUGUCAUUGUGAUUGUAAAAAAUAUUUCAGAUCCAUACGGAACUUUAAGAAGCAGAAGUGCCUUCUGUGUAUUCUGUACAAUUGUAAAUAAAUCUGAUUUUAAGAUUUGCACUUUCCAAACAUACAUCUAUAUGUCUUACAGAGUUGUGGUGGAAAUUAUUGGUGACAUUGACAGUUGUAUUCCUUGUUUACCAUUGACCGUACUUUUCAAUUAUUUUCCUUAUGUGUAACAAAAUCUGAAACACAUUUCAGACUCACUUUGGUUUCUUAUCUGGGUAUAUACGGGAUUAAUGUACGCACAGCAUCUUGAUCUUUUGCACAAAGAAAGUUCACUAAAUUUGACUCACUGUUCACUGUAUACAGAAUACAAUAAACUCAAAGUCAAGCUGCAAAAAUUCCUUGUGGACCUUGUAUUUGUUUUUAGAUUAAUGUUAAUGUUAAACCAUAUAAAGAG